Molecule: messenger RNA, 1687 nt
Organism: Sabethes cyaneus
Lineage: Eukaryota; Metazoa; Arthropoda; Insecta; Diptera; Culicidae
Gene: sds22
Product: protein phosphatase 1 regulatory subunit 7
Exons: 7
Coding region: 189-1196 (335 amino acids)
Molecular function (GO): protein binding
Source: RefSeq, a predicted model, not a curated record
GAUUGCUUUAAUGAUUUCUCAGCCUGUAUAUACGCAUGCGGAACUGUUCUUAAUAAUCUACGAUAUUUCAGACCAGACCGGAAUUUGCGCUCAGAUGCAUUUUUUUUAAAGCUUUUCGGUUAAUAAAGUGUUAAAAAGCAGAAAUAUCUUUAAAACAUCUAGUUUCGUACUGUGGAUAAUCUACAAUAAUGAGUCAAUCUAAUGAUCAACCAGCUACAUCUAAUGCAGCUGACGAAGAGCGUCCAGAUACACCGGAGCAGGCUGACUCAGCGCAGCCAAAAUCCCCUGCUGAUGAGCAACCACCUGUGAAAAUGGAAGAUGUAAUCACCAUCGAUCCUGAAACGACGGACGUUGAUUUAAAUCAUGGGCGUAUCGGCAAAAUAGAAAACUUAGAACCCUUGGUGAAAUUAGAAAGGAAAGCAUUGUACUUACGAUGGAAUUUAAUAAAAAAGAUAGAAAAUUUGGAUCAUCUAACAAACCUGCAAGAACUGGAACUAUAUGAUAACCAGAUUGAGGAAUUGGAGAACCUAGAGAACUUGACCUCACUCGAGAUUCUUGAUGUCAGUUUUAAUCGUUUGCAUAAGAUUAAAAGUCUGGACCAGUUGACACAACUUCAUAAGCUCUAUUUGUGCGCCAACAAAAUUUCAAUUAUAGAAAACCUUGAUGCGUUAACUAAUUUAACUAUGCUAGAAUUGGGCGACAAUCGAAUCAGAAAAAUUCAAAACCUUGACGUUUUGGUCAACCUAACACAUCUUUAUUUGGGAAAAAACAAAAUCUGCAAAAUAGAAAACUUGGACAAAUUGGUCAAAUUGGAGUGCCUUAGUUUGCAAAGCAAUCGGAUUGUUAAACUGGAGAAUCUGGACAAUUUGCGCAAUCUCACUGAGCUAUACGUUUCGGAAAACGGUAUUGAAAAACUGGAGAAUCUGGAAAACAACACACUGAUUGAAACACUGGAUGUGGCUAAAAAUCGCAUCAAAGUGAUAGAGAAUGUGGCACAUCUGGGAAACCUGGAAGAGUUUUGGCUAAACGAUAACAGUGUAUCUGAUUGGAACUGUGUUAAGGUCUUAACAGAUAAUAAAAAGUUGGAAACAGUGUACCUCGAGCGGAACCCAAUAGCUUCGGAUAUAGCGUACCGGAACAAGCUCAAACUAGCCGUUCCUUGGCUGAAAAAGAUAGAUGCAACUUUGUGUCGUUAAUUUUACUGUUGCAAUAAUAUACUAAUGUUGAUAAAAAUUGCAUAUUACGGGAUUUUGUUCAUCGUCUUUGAUGAUUACCGAUUUGAAUAGAUUUGAAAAUGAUAGCAUUUAGUGUAAUUAUGAUAUUUCGAUCACUGUAACCUGUGGCACUAGCGAAAUAUAACCAGUCUAAUUUGGAAAAAAUUUAAAUUUUGCUCUUUUUGUAACGGAAUGUUUUAAUUCAUUCCGUUUUUUUGUUUAACUAGUAAACGCUUUCUGCGUUAAUUUAAGUUUUUUAACUUUAAUGAGUACCAACCUGAACUAAAUUAGAGCUAAUACAGAAAAUGGUUAUGUUCGUUACAAGAAAAGCUACAACUUCUGAAGAUUACAUAAAUUUUACUGAUGACUAUUUCUUAUGUAUUAGUUUUCUAAAAUUAAAAUUAAUAAUAUACAGCCAUUGCAUGCCGAAGCACCUCUUUUUCACCAAAUAAAACGCUUUGUGAUAUCAAAUG